GUGAGGCCCCAACGGGGCCUGAUCCAGCGUUUGAAGAAGGGGUGCGAGGCAGUCAGGGGGCAGAUCGACGCACUUCAUGCGGUCUGCAGGGAGUCAGGGGACUAUUUGAUCCUCGAGCUCUUUGCUGGCACGGCGAGAUUGACGAAAAUGGCGGCAGCCCGGAAGGGAUGGUCGGCAAUGGAUCCAGUAGAAGUGCAGCUGGGAUGUGAUGUCCGUGAGAAGCAGGUGAGGAAAGACAUCUUGGCUCUCAUCAGGGCGAAGCAACCCGACUUGAUCACCAUCUCUCCGCCUUGUGGUCCUUGGUGUCAAUUCCAACGCCUGGCCAAGGACGUCCAUCAGGUGCUGAUGAAGCAGGAGGAGGACCUUGUUUUUUGGCACUUCACGGCGGAGGUAUGGUCCGAGCAGAACAAGCAUGGUCGUUUGGUCUUGACGGAACAACCGUGGCAAAGUGAGGCUUUGAAACUCACCUUCAUGGAAGAGCGCAAGGACCUUCAUCGGGCCAAGAUAUCCCAGUGCGCUUUGGGGCUGGUGGAUGUCGCCUCCGGCAGACCGCAUUGGAAACUCACUGCAUUGGAUGUCAAUGACCCGCUCAUGAAGGACUAUAUGGAACCACGAGCUCUUUGUCGGCAUGCCCCUGGCGAACACCAGACAGUUGAAGGACAUGUGUAUUGGCAAGGUGGGUGGUGGAAGCGAUCCACUUUGGCGGCUCGAUGGCCAUCCGGUCUUUGUGAGCUCAUCCUGGAGGCGGCCGAACAUGUCUGGCGUGUGAGAAAGGAGCAACAGCAGCCACUUCGAUCGCUGGCUAUGCCGGGAGCGGCGGGGGAACACUACGCCUUGCCUGUGGAACCAACCCCGACCGUGGAAGGUGAGGUCCGCCGUCAGUUGGGCAAGGCUGAUUGGACGGGCAAUCAGUAUGACUACAUCUACUUUGAAGGUGAGGUCUCGGGCAAUAGGGUCACGAAGUUUGGAGAGAAGAUCCUGUCGGAUUCUUUUUACGUGUGGGACAUCGAAGGGGUCCGCUACAAUGUGACCCACAUCCUUGACAGCCUCACUGAGUACCACAUGGGCAUCGUCAGCCAAAAUCCAUCUGCUGAGGUGACGGCUGAACUUCUCCAGAAUCGCUGGUGUGGGGUCUUCGGGCCGCCAGAGCUUCUACAGACUGAUGCUGGCAAAGAGUAUGAAGAUGUGGUCCAACGGAUUUCGCGGCUGUUGGAUUUCCGACAUGAAGUCGAAGAGGAGCCCCUUCCACUGGCAGCUCCGGAGGUGCCUAUGAUGAUCGAGGAUCAGCCCAAGAGGAACACAACAGAAGAAGUGGUCCCGCCGGAGGAGGGCGAGCAGCGGGCGCAGAAGAUUCGGCGCAUGGAGCUGCUCAAUGACCUGCCCAUUAGCAUCAGACAGCAUCUUGGCUCGACUGGCCCUUCUUCCGCGGUGGCGCCGGCAAUGCCUCCACCACCUUCUGAGGCGGCCGCCGCGAUGGCUCCAGUUCCUGAAGACCUAGAAUCUGACGAGGGCAUGGACGGUCAGUCUCAAGGAGUGGCCUCUCAAUCUCCGUUCGAGAUGAACGUCAAGGAGAAGGUGAAAAUGUUCGAUGAUUGGGCUCAAAAUCGCAGAUCGCGACCAACCACCUUGAACGAAGCUCAACUUCGGAGCCAACUGGAGAAGGCCGCCAGCAAGGUCCGAGACAUCCGGAAGGUCAUUCAGAAGAGUCGCGUUGCACAACAUCGUCGAGUGAAGGGUCCUCGAAGUGAGAGAAGGGGGUCAGAACUCAUGGUCUUAGAGGUGGAGGCCGACGACUUUGAGGAGGUUUGGCGUGAAGCUUGCUCACAACAUCAGCUCCAAGAAAGUUUUUGGACGCAACCCACGGUGGAGGCGGAGGCGCUCAAGGAGAUCCAGGAGAAGUUGGUGAGCGAGCAAGAAGAACACAAACAAGCCGGUGCUGCGGCAGAGAUUGUGACGGGCAAGGCCAUGCCAAGUCUGCUCUUUUUCCUGCUGGCAGGGCCCUCCUUGGUCGGCGUGGAGGCCAGUGCGACCAGUGCCGGCCUGGCGCCGCAUACUGGCGAUCGCGGACACAGGGAGUCUGGCGGUCGGAGCGAAAAAAGGGCGGCUGGAGCUGCAGCGAACCCCGCCUACUACUUCGGUGCCUCAGGGGUCUCUGCUUUGGCCUUCUUCCCUCUCUGGAAGGCGGCCGCCAUUGGCCAAUCUGGCUACAAGGCCGUGCGCCGCGGGUUGUUAGACAUGUCGAAGCUGUGGCACCAGGUGGAAGGAAGCGGAUAUUGGCAGAAGUACUUUGAGGCCAUGAAGCCCCCAUGGAGAGGCGUGGCGCCGGCAGCUGCGGUGACGGCGACGGAGUCUCGAGUCGGUGGCAUGACCUGGGCACGUGCGGCCAUUUUCUAUGGCUCUGACACAGGCUCCAAAUGGAUGCGAAAGGAGGGCUACUCCACUGCGCUGGCCUCCACCGUGCCGUCCCUCUUGGUGUCCUGCUUCGCACAGGCCGUGAACCAACCCUUCGUGCGCUCCUCCAUCAUGCUGCAGAAGCCCGGCGAGGAGUUGGCCAAGGCCACCUUCCCCAACAUGACCAUGUUGAGGCAUCUUGCUCACACCAAGGGCUUUGGCUCCUGGUUCACCGGUUUGGAUGCUGCCAUCUUGAAGACCGCGCCAAAGUACAUGACGGCCGUGCUGAUCAAGGACUACAUGGGCCUCUGGUUGGCUCCCGUGGACCCCAAGGACAAGCAGGCAGUUCUCCUGAAGUCCGCCAAGAUUUCGGUCACUGCAGGCGUGGCCGGUGCGGUGCUGACCAACCCCUUGGAUGUGGUGCGCAACGAGAUGUUCAAGACUGAGGAGGGCAUGGUUGCUUGCAUGAUGCGAAUGAGCAAAGAGGACGGCAACCUCUCGGGACCUAUGUGGCUGCUGCGUGGCAUUGGCAAGAACUGGGUCGCGGUGGCCGCACCCAUUGCCAGCACCAUCUUCCUCACCGACCGGUUCAAGGUCUGGUUCGGCGGGGCAUGA
Molecule: messenger RNA, 3006 nt
Organism: Durusdinium trenchii
Lineage: Eukaryota; Dinophyceae; Suessiales; Symbiodiniaceae
Source: the annotation of a GenBank genome assembly